CUGCAUCCGACUUCGAAAGACUUGCGGUCGCGAAGAGCUGUCAUUUUUGCAUUUGCAUUCAACUCACCAAGACAACCAGCCUCAUCAUGACCACUGCUGCUGACCACGUUCCUACCUACCCUUCCGUGGACUACGCGUCGUUUUCGGACGACCAGUUGGAUGCGUUCCACACUUCUCCCGACCUUCGGCUCUUCAGCAACAUCAACUGUCCGUACGGCCAACGGGCACUUUGGACUGCCCUUGAAGUGAACGCGCCAUUCCAAGUCGUCGAAGUGUCGUUGGCGAACCAGCCAGACAGCUACGGCGAAAAGUUUAACCGGUAUGGCACGGUGCCGUAUCUCUUGGAUAACGGGUUUGCAGUAUACGAGUCUGCGAUCGUGGCCCAGUACUUGGACGCCAAGUUCAACCAAGGGCGGUUGCAUCGAAAGGAUGAUGUCCAAGCCGCGACGCUGGUCCAGCUAGUGAUUGCCCAGUUUGAAGCUCGUCCGUGGUACCAGUACUUGCGCACGGGCGACGAAAAGGCCAAGGAACAAGGCGUCGAGAUUCUCAAGGAACUGGAAACGAUCUUCACCGUCAACGCCAAAGCGUACCGCGACCAAGGCCCGUACUUACUUGGCGCAGAAUUGAGCAGUGCCGAGAUCAACCUGUUUCCGUUCUUCUACCGGCUUGACGUGUUGCUCGGCCAUUACCGUAAACUGGACUUUUUGGCCGACUUCCCCGCCCUCAGAGCCGCGUUCGACGCUGCCAAGGCCCGCAAAACGUUCCAGCAAACCAUCCGCACGCCCGAGUACCUCAUCCAGCAAUUCGCCCCGCACUUCAACCCUACCCCAUAAAUCAAGACGAAUAUAUCAUCGAUGUUGGAGCGUGCUAAAGAAUGGGCUGAUACAGUGGGCUGCUUUGUAGUUAGUACCGUACAUCAGUUGAUGUGAGGAACCCUGAUCAGUAUUAGGACUGCCUCACCUACAGCUCAUUCACAUGGUCGUAAGAGGAUGGCCCUACCCUUUCUUCCACUAACUCAUGACCAAAAGUCUGC
Messenger RNA from Aphanomyces astaci, 1033 nucleotides. RefSeq lists its product as hypothetical. The transcript has a single exon. The record is from RefSeq and is a predicted model, not a curated record. Gene Ontology annotation, cellular component: cytoplasm. The coding region runs from base 87 to 833 and encodes 248 amino acids. Lineage: Eukaryota; Oomycota; Saprolegniomycetes; Saprolegniales; Verrucalvaceae.